Mauremys reevesii (Reeves's turtle) is the source of this 3840-nucleotide messenger RNA. RefSeq names its product zinc finger protein 850-like. Gene Ontology annotation, biological process: regulation of transcription by RNA polymerase II. Lineage: Eukaryota; Metazoa; Chordata; Testudines; Geoemydidae. The record is from RefSeq and is a predicted model, not a curated record. Gene Ontology annotation, molecular function: RNA polymerase II transcription regulatory region sequence-specific DNA binding; DNA-binding transcription factor activity, RNA polymerase II-specific. The annotation marks the transcript as partial. The transcript has 7 exons. Gene Ontology annotation, cellular component: nucleus.
ACCUUCGAGGAGGUGGCUGUGUAUUUCUCCAGGGAAGAGUGGGCUCUGCUGGACCCUGCUCAGAGAGCCCUCUACAGAGACGUCAUGCAGGAGAACUAUGAGAUCCUCAGCAGAAAGAGAAAAAAUACAUGCAGUGAGUUUGGGGAAAACGUAUGUGAUUACUCCAUCCUUAUAAAGCAUCACAGAAUCCACACAGGGAAGAGGCCCUAUGAAUGCACUGAGUGUGGAAAAUGCUUCCCUAGCAGCUCAGCCCUUUCUCAACAUCAGAGAAUCCACACAGGGGAGAGGCCCUAUGAAUGCAGUGAGUGUGGAAAAUGCUUCACUGACAGCUCAUCCCUUUCUCGACAUCAGAGAAUCCACACAGGGGAGAGGCCCUAUGAAUGCAGUGAGUGUGGGAAAACCUUCAGUCGCAGUUCACACCUUAUUACGCAUCAGAGAAUCCACACAGGGCAGAGGCCCUAUGAAUGCAGUGAGUGUGGUAAAUGCUUCACUAGCAGCUCAGGCCUUUAUCAGCAUCAGAGAAUCCACACAGGGGAGAGGCCCUAUGAAUGCAGUGAGUGUGGUAAAUGCUUCACUAGCAGCUCAGGCCUUUAUCAACAUCAGAGAAUCCACACAGGGGAGAGGCCCUAUGCAUGCAGUGAGUGUGGAAAAUGCUUCACUGACAGCUCAGCCCUUUCUCAACAUCAGAGAAUCCACACAGGGGAGAGGCCUUAUGAAUGCAGUGAGUGUGGGAAAAACUUCACUAGCAGGUCAAACCUUCUUACCCAUCAGAAAAUCCACACAGGGGAGAGGCCCUAUGAAUGCAGUGAGUGUGGGAAAAACUUCACUAGCAGCUCAAACCUUCUUGCCCAUCAGAGAAUCCACACAGGGGAGAGGCCCUAUGAAUGCAGUGAGUGUGGAAAAUGCUUCACUGACAGCUCAUCCCUUUCUCAACAUCAGAGAAUCCACACAGGGGAGAGGCCUUAUGAAUGCAGUGAGUGUGGUAAAUGCUUCAAUAGCAGCUCAGGCCUUUAUCAACAUCAGAGAAUCCACACAGGGCAGAGGCCCUAUGAAUGCAGUGAGUGUGGAAAAUGCUUCACUGACAGCUCAGCCCUUUCUCAACAUCAGAGAAUCCACACAGGGGAGAGGCCUUAUGAAUGCAGUGAGUGUGGGAAAAACUUCACUAUCAGGUCAAACCUUCUUACCCAUCAGAAAAUCCACACAGGGGAGAGGCCCUAUGAAUGCAGUGAGUGUGGGAAAAACUUCACUAUCAGGUCAAACCUUCUUACCCAUCAGAGAAUCCACACAGGGGAGAGGCCCUAUGAAUGCAGUGAGUGUGGGAAAACCUUCAAUCGCAGUUCACACCUUAUUACGCAUCAGAGAAUCCACACAGGGAAGAGGCCCUAUGAAUGCAGUGAGUGUGGGAAAACCUUCAAUCGCAGCUCAAACCUUCUUACCCAUCAGAGAAUCCACACAGGGGAGAGGCCCUAUGAAUGCAGUGAGUGUGGAAAAUGCUUCACUCACAGAUCAUACCUUAUUAGGCAUCAGAGAAUCCACACAGGGGAGAGGCCCUAUGAAUGCAGUGAGUGUGGAAAAUGCUUCACUGACAGCUCAGCCCUUUCUCAACAUCAGAGAAUCCACACAGGGGAGAGGCCCUAUGACUGCAGUGAAUGUGGGGGAAAAUUCAGUCGCAGCUCAGACCUUAUUACACAUCAGAGAAUCCACACAGGGGAGAGGCCCUAUGAAUGCAGUGAGUGUGGAAAAUGCUUCACUAACAGCUCAGCCCUUUCUCAACAUCAGAGAAUCCACACAGGGCAGAGGCCCUAUGAAUGCAGUGAGUGUGGGAAAACCUUUAUUACCAGCUCACACCUUAUUAGGCAUCAGAGAAUCCACACAGGGAAGAGGCCCUAUGAAUGCAGUGAGUGCGGGAAAACCUUCUGUGGGCACUCCAUCCUUAUAAAGCAUCACAGAAUCCACACAGGGAAGAGGCCCUAUGAAUGCACUGAGUGUGGAAAAUGCUUCCCUAGCAGCUCAGCCCUUUCUCAACAUCAGAGAAUCCACACAGGGGAGAGGCCCUAUGAAUGCAGUGAGUGUGGGAAAAGCUUCACUAGCAGUUCACACCUUUCUAAACAUCAGAGAAUCCACAUAGGGGAGAGGCCCUAUGAAUGCAGUGAGUGUGGAAAAUGCUUCACUAGGAGCUCAGACCUUUCUCAACAUCAGAGAAUCCACACAGGGGAGAGGCCCUAUGAAUGCAGUGAGUGUGGUAAAUGCUUCACUCACAGCUCAGUCCUUAUUAGACACCAGAGAAUCCACACAGGGAAGAGGCCCUAUGAAUGCAGUGAGUGUGGCAAAAACUUCACUAGCAUCUCAAACCUUCUUACCCAUCAGAGAAUCCACACAGGGGAGAGGCCCUAUGAAUGCAGUGAGUGUGGAAAAUGCUUCACUAGGAGCUCAGACCUUUCUCAACAUCAGAGAAUCCACACAGGGGAGAGGCCCUAUGAAUGCAGUGAGUGUGGGAAAACCUUCAGUCGCAGUUCACACCUUAUUACGCAUCAGAGAAUCCACACAGGGAAGAGGCCCUAUGAAUGCAGUGAGUGUGGAAAAUGCUUCACUAGGAGCUCAGACCUUAUUAGACAUCAGAGAAUCCACACAGGGAAGAGGCCCUAUGAAUGCAGUGAGUGUGGAAAAUGCUUCACUAGGAGCUCAGACCUUCUUACCCAUCAGAGAAUCCACACAGGGGAGAGGCCCUAUGAAUGCAGUGAGUGUGGAAAAUGCUUCACUAGGAGCUCAGACCUUAUUAAACAUCAGAGAAUCCACACAGGGGAGAGGCCCUAUGAAUGCAGUGAGUGUGGGAAAACCUUCAAUUGCAACUCAGACCUUAUUAGGCAUCAGAGAAUCCACAUGGGGAAGAGGCCCUAUGAAUGCAGUGAGUGCGGGAAAACCUUCUCCUCACGCUCUCACCUUAUCACACAUCAGAGAAUCCACACAGGGGAGACGCCCUACACGUGCUCUGAGUGCGGGAAAAGCUUCAUUCAGCGCUCACACCUUAUUACACAUCAGAGAAUCCACACAGGGGAGAUGCCCUAUACGUGCUCUGAGUGCGGGAAAAGCUUCAUUCAGCGCUCUACCCUUAUCGCACAUCAGAGAAUCCACACAGGAGAUGCCUAUACGUGCUGUGUGUGCGGGACAAGCUUCGUGCGGCGCUCUGACCUUAUCAGACAUGAGAGAAUCCACACAGGGGAGACGCCCUACACGUGCUCUGAGUGCGGGAAAAGUUUUGGGCGGAGCUCUCACCUUAUCAGACAUGAGAGAAUCCACACAGGAGAGAUGCCCUACACGUGCUCUGAGUGCGGGAAAAGCUUCGGGCAGAGCUCUCACCUUAUCAGACAUGAGAGAAUCCACACAGGGGAGACGCCCUACACGUGCUCUGAGUGCGGGAAAAGCUUCAGUCAGAGCUCUCACCUUAUCACACAUCAGAGAAUCCACACAGGGGAGACGCCCUACACGUGCUCUGAGUGCGGGAAAAGCUUCAUUCAGCGCUCACACCUUAUUACACAUCAGAGAAUCCACACAGGGGAGAUGCCCUAUACGUGCUCUGAGUGCGGGAAAAGCUUCAAUCAGCGCUCUACCCUUAUCGCACAUCAGAGAAUCCACACAGGGGAGAUGCCCUAUACGUGCUCUGAGUGCGGGAAAAGCUUCGUGCGGCGCUCUGACCUUAUCAGACAUGAGAGAAUCCACACAGGGGAGACGCCCUACACGUGCUCUGAGUGCGGGAAAAGUUUUGGGCGGAGCUCUCACCUUAUCAGACAUGAGAGAAUCCACACAGGAGAGAUGCCCUACACGUGCUCUGAGUGCGGGAAA